ACAGAAGGACUUAAUCAGCCCUGGAUGUUUGCAGAGCUUUACAGCCAGUCUCCGCCACCAGGGAGCUCACUUCUUUUCAGCUUUUCUGAGUCACAAAGUCCACUGUCAUCAUGUCUGACACAGAGGAAGUAGAGCAACAGGAGCUAACUGAGGAGGUAGUAGAUGUAGAGGUGGCUCCUGAGGCAGCUCCAGAACCAGAGCCAGAGGCUGAACAUGAACCAGAGCCUGAGCCUGAGCCAGAAGCCCCAGAGCCAGAACCUGAACCUGAGCUAGAAUCUGAGGCUGUGGUAGAAGAGGUCUAUGAAGAGGAAGAGGAGAAGCCCAAAUUCAAGCCCUCUGCUCCCAAGAUCCCUGAGGGUGACAAAGUGGACUUUGAUGACAUCCAGAAGAAGCGUCAGAACAAGGAUCUUAUGGAGCUGCAGGGACUGAUCGAUGCCCACUUUGAGCAUAGAAAGAAGGAGGAGGAGGAGCUCAUUGCUCUUAAGGACAGAAUUGAAAAGCGUAGGUCUGAGAGGGCAGAGCAGCAGAGGAUCAUGGCUGAAAGGGAGAAGGAGCGCCAGGCAAGGCGUGAGGAAGAAAGGCAGAGAAGGGAAGAAGCUGACGUUAAGAAGAAAGCUGAUGACGAUGCCAAGAAAAAGUCUGCCCUGACCAGCAUGGGUUCCCAGUUUAGCAGCUACAUGCAGAAGGCUGACUCCAAGAGAGGUGGCAAGAAACAGACAGAAAGAGAAAAGAAGAAAAAGAUCUUGGCUGAGAGGCGUAAGCCACUCAACAUUGACCAUCUCAAUGACGACAAGCUCAAGGAGAAGGCCAAGGAGAUGUACGAAUGGCUGAAGACUCUGGAGGCUGAGAAGUUUGAUCACAUGGAAAGGCUGAAGAAACAGAAGUAUGAGGUUACAACACUGCGCAAGAGAGUGGAGGAGCUGAGCAAAUUCAGCAAGAAGGGAGCUGCCGCUCGUCGCAGAAAGUAAGCCACCCUUUACAACAUACUUAGCAAGCCCAUGGGUGAUGGCUAGAGGAAGAAAACAGCGGAGUCCUCAAAAUAUUGACCAUGCAUCAUCUACAGUGACAGUGCUAUCUGUAGUUUUACUUGCCGCGGACCUGCUAAGUAGCUACUCUGCAGGACUCUGCAAUAAUUGCGGUUUGCCAAAGAUCCAUGUUCACACUUUUUUUGUUUUGGUCUGCUGUUUGGUUCAAAUUUUUUCAUGUAAAUAAAGUGUUACUCAACA
This is a messenger RNA of Trichomycterus rosablanca, 1226 nucleotides long. It is a transcript of the gene tnnt3a, whose product is annotated as troponin T type 3a (skeletal, fast). The transcript is spliced from 14 exons. The record is from RefSeq and is a predicted model, not a curated record. Gene Ontology annotation, biological process: muscle contraction; regulation of muscle contraction; sarcomere organization. NCBI's taxonomy places the organism in Eukaryota, Metazoa, Chordata, Actinopteri, Siluriformes, Trichomycteridae. Bases 111 to 968 code for a protein of 285 amino acids. Gene Ontology annotation, cellular component: troponin complex. Gene Ontology annotation, molecular function: troponin C binding; troponin I binding; tropomyosin binding.